Ananas comosus (pineapple) is the source of this 3726-nucleotide messenger RNA. Its product is annotated as ATP-dependent DNA helicase Q-like SIM. The transcript has 17 exons. The coding region runs from base 540 to 3266 and encodes 908 amino acids. NCBI's taxonomy places the organism in Eukaryota, Viridiplantae, Streptophyta, Magnoliopsida, Poales, Bromeliaceae. The record is from RefSeq and is a predicted model, not a curated record. Gene Ontology annotation, biological process: double-strand break repair via homologous recombination. Gene Ontology annotation, molecular function: 3'-5' DNA helicase activity; protein binding; nucleic acid binding. Gene Ontology annotation, cellular component: chromosome; nucleus; cytoplasm.
GUGCGUGGUGACGAUAUAUACGGUUUCCCCUUUCUCCUCGUUUCGUGCGGGUCCGAACUCCGGACCCUAACCCCACUCGUCCUCGACUCCGCAAUCAACGCCGGCGGCAGCUCUCUCACACUCUUUCUCCCUCCUCCUCUCGUUUCAUUCCGGUCUGAACCGCGGUUGGCCCACUCUCGCAAGGAGGAAGGCAAGAUCGGGGAGGAGGAGGUGGUGGCGAUAUCUAGGGCUAGCGCUCCUUUUAAGUAAUAACUAACAAGGGUCAGAGCUAAGAUGGUGAGAUGUAUGAAGGUUUUUCCUCUGGCCGCUAACUGAACCGCCUUUUUAUGUAACCCAGCAUGAAGAUGUUGCCUCUUUACUUUUGUUUUCGAAGUUAGCUCAUGCUCAGUGCAGUGAAUUGAGUGACAUGGAACUGCAAACAAGAGAGUGAAAACUGACCCAUCUUGUACACUGUUGAUAUACUACCAGAGAGGAUAUUAUACUUUGUCACUAUAAACUCAUUUCAAAUAUGUUACAAGAUUUAUAUUAAGGAAGUUAACAUGGUGGAGAAUGAUGUUUCUGCUGAUCUGUUGUUUUCUGAAUUAAUUGACAUGGGGUUUGACUUUGACAAAGUUAUAGAAGCUAUUGAAGCUGUAGGUCCGUGCCGCGAUGAUGCUCUGGAGUUUAUAUUAAAUGGUUCUUGUGAUAGCAAUAAGGAUCAAAAUUGGCAGGUUUCUGAUCAAUUUACUUGUUCAACCAGUCAAGCUUACCCAUUGGGCAAAAGUCUCACUUCUACUCAACCGCAUCAGAGAUUGAAACAGUCAAGUAUAAAAGAACAUCUUCCAAAGUAUAGUGGGACUAGACGGAACAUUUCUUAUGGUGAUUCUGGUAAUUCAUUAUCUCAAACAAAGAGAUUAAGGUCUGCCAACUUAUGUGGCCAAAAAGUCAUUGAUAUUGAUCCUGGAUUGGAGAGUGGCACUUCACAACUUUGCAGCUUUGAAAGCCGAGAAGCUGAAAUGGACUGGGAUAAAGAAGUUGGUAGUGUUUUGCAAAAUCAUUUUGGAUUUUCAUCUUUGAAAGGUUUCCAGAAGGAAGCUUUGGAUGCUUGGUUCGCUCAUAAGGAUUGUCUUGUUCUUGCAGCAACGGGGUCUGGAAAAUCUCUUUGCUUUCAGAUACCAGCAUUAUUGACACAAAAACUUGUGGUUGUGAUUUCGCCCUUGAUAAGUUUGAUGCAUGAUCAAUGUUUGAAAUUAGCAAAACAUGGAAUAUCAGCAUGCUUCCUUGGGUCAGGACAACCUGACAGUGGUGUGGAGCGCAAGGCAAUGAAUGGCAAGUAUAAGAUAGUUUAUGCUUGUCCCGAGACCAUUUUGAGGCUUAUGGAUCCGCUUAAAAGGCUUGCAGAAAAUCCUGGGAUUGCAUUGUUUGCCAUUGACGAAGUUCAUUGUGUUUCUAAGUGGGGCCAUGAUUUUCGGCCUGACUAUAGACAUUUGUUCGUAUUGAGAGAGAACUUCAAUACCUCCAAUUUGAAGUUCUUAAAGUUUGAUGUACCAUUAAUGGCGUUGACUGCUACUGCAACAAUUCCUGUUCAAGAAGAUGUUAUCAAAUCCUUGCACAUGUCCAAAGAAACAAACAUUGUAUCGACUUCCCUUCUCCGGCCAAAUCUUCGAUUUACAGUAACACAUAGCAGAACCACUUCGAUCUCAUCAUAUGAAAAGGAUUUUCGUGAACUGAUAGAAACAUACACUGCAGGAAGGGUACCUUGUCAAAGAGGUCUGAACAAUAACAAUCAUGGGGAAAAUUUUGAUUACUCUUUUGAGUCUACAGAUGAUUGCCUAUCUAAUGAUGAAGAAUCUUGUGAAUCUGAUGAUGAAGAAUCUUGUGAAUCUAGUGACGAAGAACCUGAAUCUAGUGAUGAAGAAUCUAAACUAUGUGAUUCAAAAUUAUUUGAUGUCAGUGACAUUGACGAGAACAGUGACAAUACAUAUUCAGUUAAUGGUGGUUCUGCUGUUUUUCCAGAGGAUUACCUGGAAGAUGUGCUAGACUUUCAGCAUGCAAUAGAUGAUUUAGAUGUUUUAUGUGGAGAGUUUGUCGAACUUCCUCCAGCUGAGAGUUCACGGCUUUGUGGGGAAUCUAAGCCAUCUGGUUUGCCCUAUUCUUUAGAGCAAGGUCCUACAAUUAUAUAUGUGCCUACCAGAAGAGAAACCUUGGCAGUAGCCGAGUAUCUAUGCAGAUCAGGUGUGAGAGCUGCUGCGUAUCAUGCAAAGUUACCAAAAGCACAAUUGAGACGGGUCCAUCAUGACUUCCACCACAAUGCUCUAGAGGUUGUGGUGGCCACAAUAGCUUUUGGGAUGGGGAUCGACAAAUCUAAUGUUAGAAGAAUUAUCCAUUAUGGUUGGCCACAGAGUUUGGAAGCAUAUUAUCAAGAAGCUGGACGAGCUGGUAGAGAUGGGAUUUUGUCGGAUUGCACUCUAUAUGCUAACUUGUUGAGAGUACCAACACUGCUUCCUAGUCAGAGAAGUGAAGAACAGACAAAACAAGCAUACAAAAUGCUAUCCGACUGCUUCCGUUAUGCUAUGAACACUGCAACCUGCCGAGCCAAAAUUCUAGUGGAGUACUUUGGGGAGGAAUUCGGUCCUGAUUGCUGUGACUUGUGUGAUAUCUGUGUCAAUGGACCUCCCAAAAUGCAAAAUCUCAAAGAGGUGGCAGAUAUAUUUAUGAGGGUUCUUAAAGCUGAAUGUGGGAAUACUGUUUCGGAAGCUAUUUCUUAUGAUGGUACAAUCUUCCAUGGAUCAAAUAGCAGGAGGCAUAGGGACCAACCUAACAUAAGGAUGGUGAUCAGUCGCAUAAGGGAAAAGUUUCCAAAGUUUGCUGCUAAUGAUCAACUAUGGUGGCGAGGCCUCGCACGGAAAUUAGAAGACCUUGGAUAUAUCAAGGAAGGCGAUAAAUUUCCUUAUGUGUCUAUACGAUACCCAAAACUUACAAUCACUGGAUCGAAAUUCUUAGCUUCGAAGUUGGAAGAUCUAUAUGUGUACCCAGGGGCCGACAUGUUACUUUCGGCUAAAACUCCCAAGCCUUAUUCUAGUUUCUCGGAGUGGGGGCGGGGUUGGGCUGAUCCUGAGAUAAGGCGCCAGCGUCUCGAGAGCAGAAGAGGCGAGACCAAGAAAAGGCGUCUCGAGAGCAGAAGAGGCGAGACCAAGAAAAGGAAGAUGCCCGCGCGAAAGCAACGGCAGGAUGUCAGCACAGUCAGAGGAAGAUUAGCUGCAAAACUCUCGAAAUGCAGGAAGUAACUCUGUGAAGAAUUACUGCUAUAACUGAGGAACCUCUUUUUUCAUUACUUAUCAAUAGGGUUGUCUUCUUGAGAUCCAAAUGUCAAUCAAGCAGAUGUCUUUGAUAGAGGGUAUUUUAUUAACCAAUCCUGAUUAUUUUCUUGAAAAAAAUUGGUAUGUUGUCUCUUGAUGCUGCACCAGUGCUCGAUAAGUUCAGUCUUGAUCAUUCAUGCAGCUUGGUGUGACAGCUAUGAGGGUACUAAAAGUUCUCGAUAAGUUCAGUCUUGAUCAUUCAUGCAGCCUGGUGUGAUCGCUCUGAGGGUAUUAGUGUUCUCGAAAAGUUGAGUCUUCAUCAUUCAUGCAAAUUGGUGUGAAUGCUAUCAGGGCAUUACUCUCAACUUGAUGAUAUUACGUGUGAUAAAACAUUGAAAUUACACUUCAACAGUAUCGAAUUACUCUGGAGCUUUUAAAUUUUAAUCUU